UCUCCGUCAUGUGAUGACACUGUGUGGGCUUGUUAUCGGGGACCUGUGGACUUCUGCCACAUGAGCAGGCCCGUCCACUUUAACCUGUCUGACCACGCCUGCUGCUACAGCCAUGAGAUCUUCUGCAGUAUAGAGAGGAACCCUUCCACUGUUUGCUGUCUGGGACUGGCUGACAGAUUUCUUAAAUGGCUGAGGAAGUUUUAAUUCCAUCGUCCGGGAAAAUCUCUUCGCACCUGACUGGCUCUUUGUUGGCAGUGGCAUUCCUCACCUCCUUUGGGAGCUCUAUGCUUUAUGGAUACAAUCUAGCUGUGGUCAACUCCCCUGCUGUGUACAUAAAGGACUUCUACAAUAAGACAGUGCUGAGUCGUAAUGGAACAGGACUCAGUGGGGAGACCCUGACCCUCAUGUACUCUCUCACUGUGUCUGUCUUCGCUAUUGGAGGUCUUCUGGGCUCCCUCAUCGUGGGCAUGCUGGUCACUCGCUUUGGCAGGAAAGGCACGGUGGUAAACACAACAGUGCUGGUGUUUAUUGCUGGUUCACUCAUGGGGUUCAGCAGGAUUUGUGGUUCACCUGAGAUGGUCAUCUUUGGCCGCUUCAUCACAGGAAUUCACUCGGGCAUCUCUCUAAGUGUUGUACCAAUGUACCUGGGUGAGAUAGCACCUAAGAACCUGAGAGGCUUCCUGGGUCUCGUACCGAGUAUCUUUAUUGGUACCGGAGUCUUUGCUGCCCAAGUCCUUGGCCUACAUGAGCUUCUAGGAAAGGAGGAGCACUGGCCCCUCUUUCUUUCAGUGGUGGUGGUACCUACCUUUAUCCAGCUGAUGCUAUUGCCAUGGUUCCCAGAGAGCCCCAGAUACCUGCUAAUUGAGAAACACAACGUCCAUGCCACCAUCACAGCUCUGAAGUGGUACAGAGCCAAAUGUAACAUCCAGGCUGAGAUUGAAGAGAUGCAGGAGGAGCAGCGCUCUCUGUCAUCAGUGCAGACACUGUCAGUAUGGAAAUUGUUGCUGGACGACACAGUCCGCUGGCAGGUGCUCAGUGUGGUGGUCAUCAACAUCGGCAUGCAGCUGUCUGGUAUUGAUGCUAUCUGGUUCUAUACCAAUGACAUCUUUGAAAAUGCGGGUAUCCCAGCUCCAGAGAUCCAGUAUACCACAGCAGGAACAGGAGUUAUAGAGAUCAUCGCUGGACUCAUUGGGUGUUUCACAAUAGAGAAGCUGGGUAGGAGGCCUCUCAUGAUCGGGGGUUUUGCCAUGAUGGGCAUCUGCAGUGCUGGAAUCACAUUAGCGCUCAUUUUACAGGCUCACUUAUCAUUCAUGCGCUAUAUCAGUGUCUGCUGUGUGGUCGGCAUCAUCGCUGGCUUCUGUAUCGGCCCAGCGGGGGUUCCCUUCCUGAUCACAGCAGAACUGUUUAAACAGUCCCACCGCCCAGCGGCCUACAUUGUAGGAGGAUCACUCAAUUGGUUGUCUAACUUCACUGUGGGUUUCGUCUUCCCAUUCUUACAGAUGUCAGCUGGGUCUUACUGCUACUUAGUAUUUGCCACCAUUUGUCUGUCAGUCGCUGUCUACGUCUACAUUGUGAUCCCAGAAACCAAAAACAAAACCUUUAUGGAGAUCAGCCGAAUGUUCUCUAAGAAGGAGGCAGUCUUAGAGACCCAAGGCCUGAUCCAUGUGGACCAGCUGAAGCUUAAGAAAAUGAAUGGUUAUGGUGGUGUGGAACACACAUCACUGGAGUUUGACAGUUCUUCUUCUGUACCAUGAUUAAGCUUUAGGUUCUCUCUUGGACUACAAAACCACUCAUCACUUCCUCUCCUCCAUUCUUGUGUUGCAACAUGUACAAAUUCAUCAAACACCACCUUGCAUGGAGUCAGUGGGCUCUGGUUGGGUGAAGCUGGACUUUUCACUUGGAUCACACUGAGGUUCCAAACUCUGCUAAAUAUACAACUGGGUAUACAGCACUGGUACUUGCAACUUGUCAAUGUAAUGUUUUAGUCUGUUUGAGCCAUACAAGGAAAAUUCUAGUUAAUUAUAACAUGAUGUUGCUGUCAUAGGUUUGUCUUCUCUUCUUAGUACUAGUAACACUGUGUUCAUCAAGGUAACUGCUGAGGUCUAGGAUGUCACUGGACAGAAGUCCAACAGGACAAGAAACACCAGCAGUCAGAGCAUCAGACAAACUGUAAUCAAAACAACACGUUAGACAAACUUUAUGAGGAGAAAAUCCAUCACAGUCUACAUGCCCACUUGCUGUACAUACUGUAGAUGUGCACACAGUUUUCAGGUUCAGUUUGACCUCCAAAAAGAUUUUGAUAACUUGGAGUCCCCAGAUAUCAGCUGUUACCUUGGUGAGUACAAUGUUAUUAUGGUUGUUGGGAAUGAGGGCCCCUGUUAUAAUAAAAUAAAUCUACGUAUUUCUGCUUUAGUAACUGAUUCUCUCUGUAAUUGGCUGUUUACAUUGCACAGUUUGGGUAGUAAUGGUCAGACAAUCAGAGCCACAAAAAUAAGGUUGGCAUUACCUGGCAUGUUGGUGACCGUUAUGGUACUUUCAUCAAAAAUGUCACAUUAGUUUUAAUAGAGUUUGUAAUAUAAUGAACACUGCAAGCUGCAAGCUGUAAGCCACCACAUAUCUGCUUUCAUUGUACACAAGUGUCCUACAUGUUGGCAUGGCAACACACAAAUCAAUAGAAAUGAAUAAACACAUUUUCAGAGCUUGUAGACAUAGACACAGCUGGAUGAAGGAAAGUGGGAGUGUGCAGUAUGCAUGUGUGACAGAAAUUAACCUUUUAGAAAUGCAUUUUUUUAAUCUUUUGUAUUUUGCAGUAAAAAAAAAUAAUCUAUGACCUAAUAUUUAUGCAUGUUUUGACUACAUCAUCUUUUAUUUGUUGUAAAGUUACAUUACUUGUUAAUAUUGUUUCACUAUUAAUUAAAUAAAAUUCCUCUACAGUUAUUUUACAGACUUCAUCAGAGUACACUAUACAGUAAAGUGAGCUGAAAUGUGCUUUGUAAAAACAGCAAAAUCCAGUUUGUUUGCAUACAUGGACAUGAGUAUUGUUAGAUAACUACAUAACUGAAAUAGUUUUUUAAAACUGUCUCUGUGUGCUUCAGUAUCUGAAUGUUCUUCUCAAACACAGUUCACCAUCUCUCCAGUAGCAGUCCACAUCAGGGUUCUAUCCAGCUCUGGUUUACUCUGAACAGUAAUGACAAAGCUACAAGCUACACAGCUUCCAUCCUGAAAUAUCUUUUCCAGUAGUGGACUGUAUCAUUUCCUGUUUUUAGUUUACUUUCUCUGAUUAUGUGUCCAUCUUGCAGUUGCCAGCACUGCAUUAUAUGUAGUUUCUCUCUUUUGUAUCUCAUAACUCUGUGUCAGCACAAAGAUAAAGAGUGCGGUGCAGAGAUUUAAAGUCAAGUCAGACUCACAAUAGACAUUUUUCAUGGCAGACAUUUGUACUAAUAACAGUAGGAAAUUAAGGAGUGUUACAACAUUAACAAUGACUCUGCUCCAUUCGAGAGUCCCAAUAAGUCAUGACAGUGUGACAGUGAGCCAACAUGACUACAGGUUGAUACUAUGGAUUAAAAGCAGCGCACCUGAAGCCUUUUCUUAUACACCCAGUUACACCUCUGAAUUCUCCUACACACAUGCAGCCAACACCAUCCCUAACUCACUCCUGACCCUUUGUGGUCAAAAAGGGAACUAUCCUACACGUCCAGACUUAUUGAAACUGGUUAAAAGCGCUGUGCAGUGUUUUCUUGUAAAGCAAACAAAGGUUAUGUUUACAUGCAGUGUUACUCACCAAAAUACACUGUGAGGUCCAACAAACAUGUCAAAUGUGUUUACUUCCUUUUAAAACAUUUGCAAAGCUGAUUUUUAAGUAUUGUCAAUCUGGAAUUGUUUUCAUCCAUGUUCAUCUUCCUCCUCAUCCAGUUAUCUAGAGGUAUGUUGGCCUAAUGAAUCUUUCAUGUGUAUGACAUUACAUGAUGUGCAUGAUGUGAAUACUUCUUGCAUUUUUAGUGAACGAAUCUAUUUCCCAACAUCACUGAUCAAAGAACAACUAACAUAUCUAUGUUAACAAUGUCAGAUAUGUGAUUCAUUCAUUCUUUUCACAUCAAGAGGGAUAGAUCUUCUAUGUGUUAUCCAUGUGACAACCAGUCAGGGUUGAACCAGAGUUUCAGUCUUAACUGUGCUGUGAUGUGAAUGAUAAUACUCAGGCUGAAUCCAGCCUGAACUACAGCUAGACAGAUGUUACGCACUUGCGGUGAACUGGAGCACUGAACUGAAUACCAUUAUGAAGCUUUACUGGGUGUGAGUGUGCACCAGGGUGGGGUACAUGUACUGUGUGUUUGCAUUUCUCUGAUGUGAGAUCUUCUACUUAGUUGCAUGUGAACAACAGCUCCAGCAUGUAUAGGGGCAGACCAGCAGCUAAUUCCAAAAAUGAGGUGAUGGAAUACCUUUAUAUGCCACAAAAUGUAUAAAGUGUAAAAACUGCAGACGUAAAGUUUGUGUCAUAGCUCAGUUAUGAAAUCCCCUCUCUCUCCUGUUGGGCUGCUGACAGCUGUUUUAACUCACCAUAACAUCAGUAGUUUCUGCUAUAGCUGUGUGCAUUCCCAUGAUUGACAUGCAGCUCUCGGCAAACAGAACUCACCUGACUUUGAGUUGAGAGUCAGAGUUUUGUUUCUAUAUGUCUCUACCAUCACAUCACAGUUUGUUUUAUGGUUCAGUCAUUUUAAGAGAAGACUCAGUUGUAAAGUUUACAGCCUCCUCCUGCAUUACUCUGUGUGUGAACUGUGAAGCAGCUAAAAAAAAGUGUAACAAGUUGUCGACUGACAUUUUGUGACUCGAAUCGGGAUCUCCCCGACAGAUUGUCCUCAUUUAGGGGGCAGUCCUAAGUUGUAGUACUUUAGACUUCUAGGCCCUGUUUUAGUUUGAAAACUCUGAGACUUUUUGAAGCAAAAAUGCAGAUGCCCACAUUUGCUUCCUGACUGACUCAGUGCUGCUGACCACAGUAGAGUACAGCAGAGUAGACAAUCUGCAUUCUCUUUACACCAGCAUGCCCAUGCCCAGUGUAAAUGGUGUAAGUCAUGUGAUAUGUUUUCAGUCAUGUUAGUAUGGACAGACAUUAUUUCUAAUAAAACGCUGGUUUUA
Molecule: messenger RNA, 5130 nt
Organism: Lates calcarifer (barramundi perch)
Lineage: Eukaryota; Metazoa; Chordata; Actinopteri; Centropomidae
Gene: slc2a15a
Product: solute carrier family 2 member 15a
Exons: 12
Coding region: 186-1754 (522 amino acids)
Biological process (GO): monosaccharide transmembrane transport
Cellular component (GO): membrane
Molecular function (GO): hexose transmembrane transporter activity
Source: RefSeq, a predicted model, not a curated record